GAGUGGACUCUGUCUUUCCCUGCUUCCUUGUCUCAUAACAUGCAGUCCGCCCCGCUCUCCUCUUUACCUGUGUCCUGUGAACUCCCAAAAGAAGCCAGGGAACCACUACCAGGAAAUGGCCAUUUCCAUAGGCGCGGGCCACCCUGCAUGAGAGAGCAGCUGGCCGGUUGUGUCACAUGCCUCUGAGCAGUUGGAGAGGCCAGCAGAAGAAGGUGCAGUGGGGAAGGGCAGUGUCACGUGCAGCCUCACAGGAAGCGGGCCAGAAGAUAGCUGAGGACCACAGGGCUCAGCCGUUUUCCUCAGCGGAUUAAAGCCACGCAGAUUUAUCCACAAGACUGUUGAAAAUUUAACUGUCCAAGAUGCCUGUUCCUCCCCCACCAGCACCCCCACCGCCACCGACAUUUGCUCUCGCCAAUACCGAGAAACCCACCCUGAAUAAGACACAGCAGGCUGGGAGGAAUGCCCUUCUCUCUGACAUCAGCAAAGGGAAGAAACUCAAGAAGACAGUCACCAAUGACAGAAGUGCACCAAUAUUGGACAAACCAAAAGGAGCCGGUGCCGGUGGUGGUGGCAGCUAUGGUGGAGGUGGUGGAGGUGGCGGUGGAGGAGGCGGCGGCGGUGGUGGCAGCGGAAAUUUUGGAGGAGGUGGACCCCCCGGAUUGGGAGGACUAUUCCAGGCUGGAAUGCCAAAGCUGAGGUCCACCGCCAACAGGGAUAAUGAUUCUGGGGGAAGCCGACCACCGAUUUUGCCACCAGGAGGAAGAACAACAUCGGCCAAGCCCUUUUCGCCCCCAAGCGGCCCCCCGGCGCGGUUCCCUGCACCCUCACCAGGCCACAGGAGUGGUCCCCCGGAGCUGCCCAGGAACCGGAUGCCUCCCCCGAGGCCUGACGUGGGCUCAAAACCCGAUAGCCUUCCCCCUCCAGUACCAAACACGCCAAGACCCAUUCAGUCGAAUCCACACAACCGGGGAUCCCCAACAGGGCCGGGAGCCCCCAGGCCUCCCUUCCCCGGAAACCGAGGUGCAGCUUUUGGAGCCAGCUCUGUGCGCCAGAACCCCUCGAGCUCCUCCUCUCCGUUCUCCAGACCGCCUUUGCCCCCCACCCCAAACCGAGCCUUGGAUGACAAGCCCCCUCCACCACCUCCUCCCGUGGGCAACAGGCCCCCCAUCCACAGAGAAGCCGGUCCACCUCCUCCCUCACAGAACAGCAAACCUCCAGUGCCUUCCACCCCACGGCCUGGGACCGGGUCCCAGGCCCCACCUCCUCCGCCGCCACCCAGCCGGCCCGGCCCUCCUCCCCUGCCUCCCGCUUCCAACGAUGAGAUCCCGAGGCUGCCACAGCGGAACCUGUCCCUCACAUCCUCUGCACCUCCCUUGCCUUCACCUGGGCGCUCCGGGCCUCUCCCGCCCCCACCCAACGAGAGGCCCCCUCCUCCAGUGAGGGAUCCACCAGGCAGAUCAGGUCCCGUCCCACCGCCUCCUCCAACGAGCAGAAAUGGAAGCACAGCUCGGGCCCUGCCUGCCACCCCUCAGUUGCCGUCCAGGAGUGCAGUGGACAGUCCCAGAAGCGGGCCUAGGCCUCCUCUUCCUCCCGAUAGGCCUGGUGCGGGGGCACCACCCCCGCCCCCACCGUCAGCAUCCGUUCGAAAUGGCUUCCAAGACUCAUCUGCUGAAGAUGAAUGGGAGAGCAGAUUCUACUUCCAUCCGAUUUCUGAUUUGCCACCUCCAGAGCCAUAUGUACCAACAACCAAGACAUAUCCCAGCAAACUGGCCAGAAAUGAAAGCCGGAGUGGAUCCAACCGAAGAGAAAGGGGCGCCCCACCCCUUCCUCCCAUCCCGAGGUGAUCUCUGCCUGCUCCGUCUCUACCCAAGCUCCAAAGCUGCUUGUGUUGUUGCUGUUUGAAAACUGCACACCCCCUCCCUUCCUUUGUCCCUCUCAGGGAUAGUAGGAGGGAAGGACGGAAGCUGAGGUGGGGAUUCAUGCGUUUGGUGGGGGGAGGGGAUCAGGAACGACGCACCUAGCUGUUUAUGUUGUAUAUAUUGUUGAGCUAUUGCUUGUGUCGGCUGCGCCCUGCCGGGGUUGGCUGCUGGGAUCGAUAAGCUUUGUUGCAAAUAGGCAGAGACAAAUUGUAUGCCAGCUUUCAGCCCUACACAGUCAGAUGUUCAUUGCUUAUUUGCUACAGGCUAUAGUUGUUAAAUUCCCUGAGAGCUGGUUUUGUCCAUGCCUUUCUCGAUCACGUGGUCUCGGGUCUGUUUCCAUGAACCACAGACAGCCCUCCCGGAGCAAGUUGCUGAGCAAGCCUCAUGUAACUAAAGCCCUGUGGUUGCAGGAUAUCCAAUUUUUGGCAGUCUGAAGUAGGCUCCUGGGCAGAGCUGUCCAACAGAAACAUACUGUGAGCCCCAUACCCAAUCUUAAAAUGACCAGCAGCCAUGUUUCCUAAAGGUAGAAAGAAACAGGUAAAAAUAAUUCCAUUUUACUUAACUCUGCACAUCUGAGAUAUCACUUCAACCUGUAAUCAGUGUAGCAAUUAUUAUUAAGAUAUUUACAUUUUUGGUACUAAGUCUUCACGCUCCAGUUAUCAUUCUUUACUUUGGACAAACGCAUCACCAGGUUUUGGGUGUCCAGUAGCCACACGUGCCUAAGCACUGUACUGUCAGACCAUCUGGAUUGGGAGAUAGGAGCUAGUACAGAAACCUCUUGUCUAAAAACAGGCAAACUGAGUUUUAGCAAUUCAAGAUGCCCCAAGACAAGGACAGAAUUCAACACCAUGUUUGGCAGACAGUGAGACCUUGGGUUUUGGCCCCUUGUUUUGCCUUUUUCCUUAAUAUGUCCAAGUAUUUCUUCAGAGUAUCUCUGUCAGAAGUUGACCUAGUACAGUUUACAGAGGCAUGGGACUAAGCAAAGAAACUGAAAGCUGGUGGGUGCUUCCUGGCUCAGAGUGAGCCGGCUUGUGCGCUCGCUGGCCAGUAGGUGGAUUGCCUUGCAGAUCUCCAGUGACCAUCAAUCCUCCACCCCAGAGCAAACUUCUCCCUCAGGCCAGCAGGAAAGGUCAGGAAGGUAUAAAGCCAGAUUUAUAGGAGUAGAGGAUAGAUUUGAGAUGAUGGGCAGAACUCUGCAAAACCCACUGGGGUCAAGUGGGUUAAGGAAUUUAGUGGUAGAAACUGGAAAGAACUGGUUUUGGAUCUCUUGGGAGACUCCCUUGUUCUGGAUCUAUGCAAUUAAGUUCCACUACAGGAACAGAAAGGACUGUGCUUGCCUUUUUAUAUACGAUUUUGUUUACAAGAUUUUACUGGGACUUUUAAAUCUAGCUAUAGAGUUGGAAAAGGAUUUCCAUUUUGAUGUUUUAUAUAGUUAUGUUUAAUAUUACCAUUGUCUCAAUUAAAGCACAUGGCCACAUGUGUGUUAUCUACCUGAACUUCGUAUUUUGGGUCCAGUGUAUUGCUCACAUGUUGCUGGGAGAUGCUUACAAAAAAAAAUCAAUCCAAAGAAAAAUGGAAAGACAUUCCUAUUUAUAGAAUAAUUGUUUCAUUUAUAUGGAAGCAGAACUUAGGAGUUCUAAUAGUUGAAAUGUCUAAUAAAUUAUGAAGUGACUGAUUUGAAUAUAUUGUAUUUUUAUAACUUUCCUUGCCAAAGCCCUGAACUUAGUAUUUGAGAGAGUCAUUUUCCUCCCAUCUUCUCUGCCAUUUGUCUGUCUUCCAUGAGAAUGAAGAAAUAAAGGCUUAACAAGCUAGACUUUUUUUUUCAAGGUAGGCUUUCUCUGUGUAGCUUUACAGCCUGUCCUGGCACUCACUUUGUAGAGCAGGCUAGCCUGGAACUCACAUAGAUUCACCUGCCUCUGCCUCCUGAGUGCUGGGAUUAAAGGUGUGCACCACCACUGCACAGCACAAACGUGACAUUUUUUACUUCUAACAUUUUUAUAAUGUAUUUCAAAUUCUUUGAGCUGAUGUUCACUAUACUAAACAUCCUUUUGAUAGACUCUAAGUGACCCACUCUGCUAAAAACAGAAUUGUUCCUUCCUUUUGCUGUGUGUGGCAAGGAAAAGUCUGACUCAAAAAACACAUGGGUCUGAAUUUUUUGGUUGUGAGCCUAGCCUUUAACAGCUGACCUAACCCUCCAGCCCAGGUUCUGAAUUUUUUAAGGGAUAGUGAAAAUUGGACAAGUCCUAGUAUGUCUCCAUUUUUCAGGUACAUUUCUAAAUUAGAAAUAGGGUCACAGCUCAAAGUUGUCAUUCAUAAUAAAGAAGUUUUAGAAUGUAUUUUUGAAAGAAUGCUUCAGUAAUACACCUACAUCCUUUCUCUAGAAAUUAGUAACCCAGCUGCUUCUCAAACUCUGAAGAAGUUUUGUGCUUAUCUUAACCUACCACAGAACACACACACAGAAAGCCCUGACUAUUUUCUUCCCUGAAGUCAAAGCUUAUGUUUUUUUACAUAAUAUUUCCAGUUCUGUGUAUUCAAGAUGCAAUACAGUAUAUUUUAACAUUUGCAAAUCAUUUUAUAUGGAAAUAUAUUACAGUAUUAAAAUUCAGUGUUCAGUGUCUCCUUCACUAUGCAUUUUAUUUACUGAAAGCUGAGAAAAUGUUUAACCCAAUGGUGCCUUACUCUAUGAUCUGAAAGGAAUUGACUUUUUAUGUCUACGUGGUGGAUUAUUUGCAUAUUUGUAAAAACUGUUAGGCCAUUAUAUUUUAACUUGUAAUAGCAAUUUUGUUGUUGUAAUAGCAGAAACAGGGUGGUUAUUAAAGUAUCCUCAGAUCUCUGGUAUGAAAUUAAUUUUCCCUGCUUAUAGGCAGGAGCUGUAGAAGAAUUUUUUCAUACCACCGCACUGUAUAAACAGACACACUUAGGUAUCUGUGUCAUCAGGGUAGUUAAAUGGAAGGGUAGACUCUGCCCUGGACACCUGCGUCUUUGUAAGUUCUCCAGACAAUAAAUAAAAUGCAGAAUGA
Mesocricetus auratus (golden hamster) is the source of this 4939-nucleotide messenger RNA. It is a transcript of the gene Wipf1, whose product is annotated as WAS/WASL interacting protein family member 1. The record is from RefSeq and is a predicted model, not a curated record. The transcript has 8 exons. Bases 360 to 1844 code for a protein of 494 amino acids. NCBI's taxonomy places the organism in Eukaryota, Metazoa, Chordata, Mammalia, Rodentia, Cricetidae. Gene Ontology annotation, molecular function: actin binding.